Molecule: messenger RNA, 5616 nt
Organism: Penicillium antarcticum
Lineage: Eukaryota; Fungi; Ascomycota; Eurotiomycetes; Eurotiales; Aspergillaceae
Exons: 3
Coding region: 1-5616 (1871 amino acids)
Molecular function (GO): nucleic acid binding
Source: RefSeq, a predicted model, not a curated record
AUGUCAGAAGGCCUCUACUCAGAAGAACUGAGGGCAGUGCCUCAGGACCAGCGACUACGGUCGGAAAGUCAAUGGAGAGUCUGGAUCGGCCACAUACGCUCAGCAGCUAUCUCUGAAGAUGUGUGGGACUAUCUGAAUCCAGAUCUUGCAGAAGAGAGCGUACGACAGGUUCCCGAGGCCGCCCGAGAGCCUCAACCUAGCAGUAUUCGCGAAGAUGUGGAGGAUGAGUUUGAACUCACAGAGAAGGAAUUUACCCAGUGGACUCGACGCAUUCAAGCCUAUGAUAGGCGUGAGGCUCAACGGGUGCGCCUGCUGAAGGUGAUGGCACGCAUGAACAGCCUAAUCACACGUUCUCUCGCAACCGAGUAUCACUAUCUCACAGUCGAUGAGGUUUCGCCGUAUCAGAAGCUUGUCAGGCUAGCUCGUGAAUUCAAGCCAAAGCCAGAGACCCGGACCGAAGAGCUUCGAGCUGCGUGGAGGGCCAUGAUCAAACAACCAACGAAUAACGUCAAUACAGAUCACUGGCUCACUCAGUGGACGAGUCUAUAUGAGGAAGCAAAGUGUGCAGAUGUGCCUGAUGUGGUAUACAGUGUCAAAUACGCUAUCCGAGACUUCCUGCGCGCUAUUCAGCCUAUAGAUGACGUAUUCUGUACCACGUGGCAGGAGAAAAUCCUCAUACACGAUAUAUCCUUCCACGACGUUAUCUCCGCAUACCGAACACGCCGUAAGGCUCUUGGACAGUCAGCGAAGAAGGGAUCGUCGAAGGUUGCACUUGCCACGCUAGAUGGUCAGCAUGAGGCUAAACCUGGUCAAAAUAAGUCAAAGCCAGCGGAGAAAACGUACCGUACACGGUGCCUGUGUGGUAAUGGUGCCCAUACGUAUCAGCAGUGCUAUUAUCUCAACAAAUCGCAGAGGCCAGAAGGCUGGAACCCGAACGAAGCUAUAGAGAAGAAGAUCCCUGAAUUCAUCAAGAGGAUGAGCCCCCAGGACCAGGAAGCCAUCGCAAAGCUUACCAAGGUCGAAUCAGCUCAGUUUGCAGCCUCAGAAGAUCAGCAGUCGUCCGAACAGAUUAUCUCUAUGUUUUCGCAUAAUCUUGCGGUACAAGCGGCGCAAGAGGGUGAUGAGUUUCCGCUAAAGGAUAGCUGGAUCGUCGAUACUGGCGCGAAUACUCACAUCAGCAACGAUCGUGACAGAUUCAUCUCAUUCACUCCUGCUGACUACACUGUCAUCACCGGAGACGCUUCUACAAGAAUCCAGGGCUUUGGAACGGUCAGACUGAACCUCACAGACCCCAAGACCGGAAAGAUCUCUAUCGGAGAGGUCUCGGACGUACGGUAUUCGCCAGGAUUCCACACGAACCUACUUUCGGCGUCGAGACUGAAGAGCAAGGGAUUCAUCAUGAAUAUCGAGUUACUGGCACUCGUUCGCCGCGGUCAGCCUAUUGCAAAGCUAGAGGAGAAAUGUGGGCUAUACGUACUCGAAUACCGGCCAAUUCCGGCUGGAUUCGCUACAAUCAAGCAUUCAGAAAAACCAUUAAUAUCCUCAGCCACCGCCGAGCGUUGGCAUCAACGCCUAGGUCAUGAUCAACGUAUCGAGAAACUUGCAGAACUCGUUGAUGGAAUCAAGAUCAUUGGUCAGCAUGUCGAUGAUGCUGCCGGCAAUCCUGAGAGAUGUGAAGUCUGUCAAAUGACUAGCGCAAAGCGCCAAAUCUCGAGAAGAGCUCAUGGAACCAAGUACGGCAGAUAUGGUCGAAUUCACUUUGACCUUGUGCAGAUAGAGACAGCAUACAACGAUGAUAAGUGGAUGACACACUUCUACCUCGAAGGGAUACGCCUACAUGCCGCCUCAACACACCAGAAGAAGAGUGGUUGUCAGGAUGCAGUCAAGAAUUUUGUCGCGUUUGCAAUAACACAAUUGAAGUUGCCAAUUCGAGUCUUCCGCUAUGACAACGAGCGCGCUGCCGGCCGCACGGUAGAAGACUUCCUCCGUGAAUGUGGCUUCAUCGUGGAACACAGUGUGGUGGGCACACCAGAGAUGAACAGCUUCGGUGAACGAUCUGGGGGGGUGAUAAUUGCGAGGGCACGAGCCUUACUGUUGGAAGCAGGCUUGCCGAAGGCUCUCUGGCCAGAAGCUGUUAAAGCAGCUGUAUACAUCAUCAACAGAUCGCCCACUAAGCUUCCAAACGGUCAGUGGAUUAUUCCGUACGCUGAGGCAACAGGAAUCGAUCACAUGCAGCCAAAACAACGCAUCAACCUCUCAAAUCUGCGGUUAUACGGAUGCCGCGCUUACGUGCGCCGCCAAGAUAUUCCAAAGAGCCACAAGAUGGAGCCGCGCGCGGAUAUCGGAUAUCUAGUAGGCUACACAGCCUCGAACAUCUGGCGAGUGUGGUUUCCGCACAGAGGAGCCGUGCGAGAAGUCAGGGACGUAGUAUUCGACGAGAAUCUACGAUAUGACCCCAAAGAACUAGUAAAGCCACCCAUUAGCGACGUAAUCGAAGCUAUGCCAUGGGAAAUCGGUGAAGAUGAGCAUGAGGACAUCGAGCAGCUCACACAGCGUGUCAGCCAGCCAGAAACAAACGAGCCAGCUAGUGAAAGCACUCAGCAGUCACCAGAAGCUAUACCGGACGUUCAACGCCAAGAAAAUGCCUUUGAACCACCGAAAUCACCAGGCCAACCUCAGCAGACGGUCACGCCGUCUCUAACACCCUCGGCAGAGCCACAGCUUCUGCCGGCGCCUCAGGCGCAGCAACCAUCUCAAGGAGCAUUUCCCGGGGAUCGAGGGCCCGCACAACAUGCGACAGCACGUCCAAGAGCACCAAGAGAUAUUGUGGGAGAUGUAUCGGACCAAAACAUCGUCUCUGGAGCACGGAAGAGGAAACCAGUGGACCAGGCAUUUACCGCCGCGCUAGAAGAGCCAGAGGACUAUCAUGAAGGUGUGUUAGCAGCGUUCGCAACAGGACUAAACGCUCCUCACCUUCAUAACCUCGUGCACCGCGAUGAUCUGCCUUCAGAGCCUCAGAACUGGAAGGAAAUGAUCAAUCAUCAAUAUCACAAGGGAUUUCUUGCUGCUGCAGGCCUUGAAAUUGACACACUCACUCGUAAAAACACCUUCGAGGUAGUACAGCGUCCAACGGACCGCAGUAUUCAGAUCCUACCUCUCAAAUGGGUCUUCACCUACAAGUUUGAUAGCAAUGGGUUCCUGAGCAAGCUGAAAGCGAGACUAUGCGUGCGAGGAGAUCUCCAGCGGAUGACGGCAGAAGAAAAGUACUCAGCGACUCUCGCAGCGCGAACCGCGCGUGCUGUAUUCGCCCUAGUUGCUGCAUUCGAUCUGGACACAUAUCAAUAUGAUGCUGUCAACGCAUUCCUCAAUAGCCUACUAGAUGAGGUUGUAUACGUCUCAUUACCACCAGGGUUUGAGAAAGAUGGUAAGGCCAAGUGCUGGAAGCUUCUUAGAGCUCUAUACGGCCUACGAAAAUCUCCACGCCUAUGGCAACGAGAAGCGUCUAAGAUCUUCACAUCUCUAGGCUUGCAGGUAGUGCAGGAAGAUAUUUGCCUCUUCGCAGCGGACGGCAUCAUGGUGUUCUUCUAUGUUGACGAUAUCAUCAUUGUAAAUCAUUCUUCAAAGCAUGCAGCAGCCAAACAUCUGAGAGAAGAGCUCAACAGACACUGGGAGCUUCGAGAUAUGGGAGAGGCGCAGUGGUUCCUCGGGAUACGCAUUAUCCGUGACAGACAACAGAUGGCCCUAUGGCUCUGUCAGGAUUCAUAUAUAUCCUCGAUGGCUCACCGUUACCAUCUUACUGGAUCUCGCAGAUAUGAUACACCACUCCCUAGUACCCCACUCAAGCCAUUUGACGGCCAGGCGACGCCUCAACAGAUUCACGAGUACCAGGAGAAGGUUGGCUCAGCUCAAUAUGCAACGACGAUCACUAGACCGGACUCAGCGAAAGCGACGGCUACACUGGCUCAAUUCCUCACAAACCCCGGUCCUCAGCACCUUGAUGCAAUCAAUAGAGUCAUCUCGUACCUUGACAGCACUCGGACAUCGGCGAUCGCGUACAGAGCGCGUGAUCGAUCACAGAAAAAUUGUCAGAUACCGGAGGCCGUUCAGUUCUUUAGUGACGCCUCAUUCGCUGAUAAUCCCGAUCGAAAAAGCUCUGAAGGAUACACAUGUAUGAUGUUUGGAGGACCUGUCGAUUGGAAAGCUAGCAAGCAGCGUACGGUGACUACCAGUACAACCGAAGCUGAGCUCCUUGCGGUUUCAGAAGCUGCCAGGACCGUGGCCAUGUGGAAACGGCUAUUCAAAGCAAUACGCUUCGAUCCUGAGCAUGAGCUAAACAUCAAAUGCGACAAUCAGCAGACUAUCGGGAUCCUCGAAAAAGAAACACCUCAACUGCGCACGAAGCUCCGUCAUGUUGACAUACACCAGCACUGGCUCCGGCAGGAGGUUCAGAGCAAGCGCAUCACCGUACACUGGGUGAAAACCGCCGAUAUGCUUAGACGCGCAGGCAGUAUAUUCCUCUUGGUUGCAUUUACAAUUGCGCACUCCCUCGAACGUCCCCGGACAGAUGGAGCUCUCCCUCGAGAUUUUGCUGGUCGAAGCAGCGACUCAUAUAUUGCUACGCUGGGGGGCAGCGGGGAAGGAUGGCCUUCGGUGAGCCAAUGGAUUCCGUUUAUGGAGAUGUCCCAGAAUAAUAAGGCCAUCAUAAAGGCUGGCUGUGUGCAAUUUGGCGCCAAUAAAGUCUCGGAUGAGGAAAUGUCUGAUCUUUUAUCAAGUAUUCAGUCCGUAGCUACGUCUAGCGGCGUGGACGCGCGCUUAAUUCUUGCGAUUGUAUUACAGGAAAGUAACGGCUGUGUUCGAGUAGGAACCACCAACAAUGGCGUGAGCAACCCAGGUCUCAUGCAGAGCCAUGGCGGCAUUGGCUCUUGCGGUAACAACAAAAAGUCCCCUUGCCCCAAAAGCAUAAUUCUACAGAUGAUUAAAGACGGCACGGAAGGCACAUCCUCAGGAGAUGGCCUUAAACAAUGCUUGGUCAAGAAUGGUGGAAGUGGAGCGACCGCCUACUAUCGGGCCGCUCGCUGCUACAAUUCGGGUUCGGUUGCCACAUCUGGAAACUUGGGACAGGGUGGUUCGACGCACUGUUAUGCCUCGGAUGUAGCGAACCGCCUUCUGGGAUGGUCAUCAGGACCGAGUACAUGCAAUGAGGCCACGGUUGGCAGUCUCAGUGAUACCCAGUCAGCUGGUAGCUCAUCUAUCGACGUAACAUCUUUGUUCAAACCUACUUCUGUCCCCGCCAAGAAAUUUACUCACUCUACUUUGUCUUCCUUAGUUACCACUCAGUACUUCUCUAAUAUUGCCCAAUGGGAGCCAUCCACAGCGUCAACGGGCAAGCACUUCUCUACAUCGUGCUCGUGGCCCAGUUCCAUCACUACAGCCGCGGUCUACCCAUAUACCAUCGCGACCUGCCUUCAGUAUGCUACUGUUGGCUCCGACGACUACUGUCAGAAGAUUGAGACAGCGUAUGGCAUCUCAGCAGUUCAGCUCAGAGACUGGAAUCCAGGCUUGGACGAGGCUUGCACGAAUCUUUGGUGUGGAUAUAGAUACUGCGUAAAAGCCUAG